AUGUCCAGGUUAUCCAACAGCCUUAAGGCGCUGAUCAACGCGCCAAAAUCCCGUCCCAAUACUAUUCCCGCUCCGCCCAACAUCCAAUCCGUCUACCAGAAGAUUCAACAGGUAGCGGAAUUAAACAAUGUCUCGCGACCCUCUUGGUUGGCUUUAUCGACCGCCGCCACGAUGACGAUGAACUCUCCCGAAUCCCUUACCCUUCUCUUCCAACUAGCCACGACUUCCCAAUCUACGGACGAGAGUGUGGCCGUUGCGGAAUUGAUGCGGGAAGUUGGUCUGAAGUGCAUCAGCUUCAAUGGCAUCCCCCGCACUAUCAACUGUCUCAACGCCUUCAAAGCCAGUCUUCCUGAUUCGGUCAGUGCGCAGCUGUCGCGGUCUCCUACUAGAACGCCAUCACCUGAUAAUAUCAAUGAGAUCGCCCACCGCGGUCGCGCUUUGUGGAACUCUAUCUACCGCCCAUUCGAGUCGAAGCUUUUUACUAAAUUGGCCGAGUCACAUCCCGAUCUACCGGUCCAUAUCUUGAACAGCCAUUAUGGGGCAUUAUUGUCGGAUCCAGCCGGCCGAAGCACCGGUGCGAGUGCGGGUAGAAUCUCGACAUCAAUUGUUGCUGUUGCAUGUCUACGCGCUCAAUCCGGUGUUGGGCCACAAGUAACGUCGCAUGUGUUUGGGCUACGCAAGGCCCUCGAUGAUGGGACAUGGGUAGACGACUUCGAAAGCGAGGAGGGGGCAAAGUGGCUUGCAAGCGAUGAAGGCAAUACCUGGAUUCUGAAUAGCGUAGAUGACAUCGUGGAGUCAAUCAGCGAGGGAACGGGGCCCAAUUUCGCUCCUGCUAGAAGCUCCAAGCUGUGA
This is a messenger RNA of Aspergillus alliaceus, 852 nucleotides long. RefSeq lists its product as uncharacterized. The transcript is spliced from 2 exons. Bases 1 to 852 code for a protein of 283 amino acids. The record is from RefSeq and is a predicted model, not a curated record. Lineage: Eukaryota; Fungi; Ascomycota; Eurotiomycetes; Eurotiales; Aspergillaceae.